This is a messenger RNA of Drosophila montana, 3141 nucleotides long. It is a transcript of the gene Gcna, whose product is annotated as Germ cell nuclear acidic peptidase. Gene Ontology annotation, cellular component: nucleus. Bases 144 to 2981 code for a protein of 945 amino acids. The transcript is spliced from 5 exons. The record is from RefSeq and is a predicted model, not a curated record. NCBI's taxonomy places the organism in Eukaryota, Metazoa, Arthropoda, Insecta, Diptera, Drosophilidae.
AAUGAUCUCGAUAAGCAAACGACUGCCAAAUCCUACGAGCAUCCACUUUUGCGCAGCGACUCCUCAUCGUCCAACGCCAUGGGACAGGAGCACACGCCCCAGGCACUGCAGGAUGGGAGCUCAAGCCCGAUGUCUCCGACUAUAUGGAAGCAUUGCAGCUGAGCGGUGACGGCUGCACACAACAACGUUCACUCGUCCUGGACGUGGAGGCUUUAUCCACGCAGGUGUCCAACUUGACAAUGCAGCCGGAAAAAAAGCUGCCGCAGGAGGUGUCCAUUUGCAUAUCAUCAACAACCGAAGAGGGCGACGACGAAUCCUGCAUCACCAUAUCAGAUUCCAGUGACAGUGAGCAGCAGGAGCAGGCGAAGCAGCCACCGGCUCAGGAGACAAGCAUGACAGUGAGCGGGCAGCUGGCACCAACAGCAGCAGCAGAGCAGCUGCUUCCGGAUCCGCUGUCCAAUGACAAAGUGAAGCUCAUUGAGGCUUUUCUGCGCGACGUAUCCUUUGAGCGCCGCGAGAGAAUUCGGCGAGGACAAUCAGAUGUGUCAGCCGAGCACACGCGCCUGGCCAGUGCGGACACGGAAUCGAUGAGCCAAUUAGACGUCGAUCUAACACAACUGCCGUCUCGCCCAAACACUCCCACUUCCACGCCGAAAGCGCAACUGGACAGCAGCAAACGCUUGGCGGAUAAUGACACGGAGAUAAACACGUUGUGCUCCGAGGAACGUUUCGAACUAGACAACAGCAAACGGCUGGCGUCGAAUGAGACAGAGGUCAACACGCCCGACCCAGAGGAGCCGCUGUCCGAGCUGUCCGCUCAACAGUCCACGCUAAACGAGGUGCAUCUGGAUGAGACCAUACCGGAGACCAGCAGCGAGGUGGAGCCGUCGCCGCUAAGGCCCAGCUCAUCCUCAUCGGCUGAGGAGGUGGCGAGCAUGCCUGCCAUACAAGUGAGCAGUAUUAAUAUAUCGGCAAAGAUCAACAUUAAAAUACACAUACCCAACAUGGACUCGAGCUCAGCCGAGUCCGACCAUUCGGAGCAAAGCUAUGUACAAGCCGUGCCAUCAGCAGAGGCACGCGCAGAGCCACAACAACAGGAACGAGUGGAGCAGCAGCAGCUGCAGCAAGAAUGCGAACAGGAACAAGAACGGUCCGUGCUAAGCGGCGACGCUUCAGAGGAUGAGCAAUUUCUGACACAAGCUGAAAAGCUGUUGAAUCAAUUGUACGGCAAGUCCUGGCAAACGCCGGAUGUCAUACGCACGCUCAAACGCUCCAGCGGCAGCGGCGGCAAAGCUCCACCUGCGAUAGGCCGCACUCCGCUCACCGAGAUCAGGCGGCAGCCCAAAGCCCAACGCGCCGCAGCGACCACAGCCAAGAAGGCAGCGACCACAGCCAAGAAGGCAGCGACCACAGCCAAGAAGGCAGCGCCCAACGAGAGCGCACUGGGCGACUUUAGCAUAUUCAAGCGCGCGUUGCACUCCACCAAGUUGAAUUCGACCCACUUCCCAGAAUCUGCCUGCAGUGAGAAGCGACCGAAUGGACAGCGCGCACGCACCAACCAUGUGCAUGAGGAACGCUGGCGCGCCCUCGUCGAUACGGACAGUGGAACGGAUGCCUCUGAUGACGACGAUGCGGAUGCAACGGGCAGCAGUGAGCCUGAUGAUGCCCCUGACGGGCAUGUCACCUACUUGGACCUUACCAAGACCGAGGUGGAGGUGGUCAGCGAUCCCGAUGAGCAAAUCGAAUCGCCCAAAUUUCCCAAACGGCUUGACGAUAUUUUACGGACCUGCCGCGCCAGCGAUAAGCCUAAAUUGCCUGCCACGCCCAAGCCAACGUCGCCGUCGACGCCGGCGUUGUCAAACCCGACACGAAGGCAGCUAUUUACGCCAAAUACGGGCUAUGAGGACAUUAGCUCAGCCAAACGGAUUGUGGAUCAAGCACUCGACUUGGACAGUUUGGAUCAGCUGGAGAACGUCUAUUUGCCGGGCUCAACGGUGCACAAGCGUGUGCAGGAGGUCAAAAAGCAGCUGGGCAUUGCGGUUGAGUCGCCAAAAGCGAAGCCCAUCUUUAAGCUGCCCACGCCGCAAACGGCGCCGCCAGCCAAGUCAGGGGAGCGCGCCAAGAAGGUGCUAAAUGGGCUGAGCACGCCAAAAAAUAUUGCCAGCAAAUGUAGCUUUAUCAAGUCGCUGGAGCCACAGAUCAGUCGAGAUCGCUGCGACAAUGAGGCGUUCUUCUAUCGCGAGAACUUCAGCCGCAACAAAGAGCAGCUGGCGGCACGACUCUACGACAUGUUCAACGAACAGAUCUUCAAUAAUGAGCUGAAGGUGCCCAUCACCUGGUCGAAGCUGUUGCGCAACACGGCGGGCAGAUGCAAAAAUAAAAAGAAACUGCUGGAACGCAGCAGCGUGGUGGAGCUGAGUAUUAAGGUGCUGACAAGUGCAGAUCGAUUGCGGUGCACGCUAAUCCACGAGCUGUGCCAUGCCGCGGCCUGGGUAUUCAACGGCGAGGGCGGACACGGUCUCGUUUGGAAGCGCUGGGCACAGCGUGCCAAUGAGAAGUUUCCAGAUCUCCCACCGAUUCGGGUUUGCCACAACUACAACAUUGAGUUCAAAUACACGUAUAAGUGUAUAAAAUGCAAUACAUCCUCUCAUGCCCAUUCGCGUUCGCGCAAGGUGGAGAACUUACGUUGCCGCAUUUGCCGUGGACCCAUUAUGCUGCUCCUGAAUAAGAAGGACAAGUCGGGUAAUAUUGUGCCGACGCCGGUGCGCGAGGCGACAGGAUUCGCCAAAUUCGUUAAGGAUAACUUUCAAAAGCAUAAACGUGACAAUCUCACAGCGGCGCAGGUGAUGCGCAUUCUGGGUGCCGAAUAUGCCAAGGAGAAGGGCAAAGGUCAGCUAACAAAGACGGACGAAGCGGCCGCGCAGGCCUUUAUAGUUGAUCGAGUGGAAACCUUGACAUUAGACAGCGAUGAAGAUCACUAAGCUACGUACAGCUAAAAGUAGUACGAGAUUUUGUAUUUCGAUAUAUGGUUUUACAGUUUUAUGUAUUUUUAUACCUAUAUAUUUUAUAUUUGACGUUGGUUUAAUGUAAAUUACCAUUUAAAGCAUUGCUUUCAAUUAAAACACACCCACUCUAGAUUAA